AUGAGCCUCUGUCAGAUCUGGGAAACGACUCUCAAAAUUCCACCAGUUUGCAAGCGCUGUGCCAAAAAAAGUUCGCUGCUUAUUACCGGGCCAGAAAACCCAAACGGCAACGCUGGGCGUCCCUAUUACAAAUGCAUAGCCUGCAACAGGUUUUUCACCUUCGCCGACGACCGGGGUACGAAACUCGACAGCCCGUUAUGUGACUGCCGGGAGCCAAGCAGGCUCCAGCUCAAUGGACGUGAUCGGACGCCUGCCUUUGGCCUGCAUUGUGUUUGCAAGUAUGGGGAGUGCGACUUCUAUAGAGUCAUAGUUGGGAAGGACGGGAACCAGUUGUGUGUGCUAGAUGACGUUGUGCGGGCUGUAUUGAUCGAGAGAAUGAUAAUCUAG
Molecule: messenger RNA, 387 nt
Organism: Pyricularia pennisetigena
Lineage: Eukaryota; Fungi; Ascomycota; Sordariomycetes; Magnaporthales; Pyriculariaceae
Exons: 1
Coding region: 1-387 (128 amino acids)
Source: RefSeq, a predicted model, not a curated record